Messenger RNA from Hyaloscypha bicolor E, 2077 nucleotides. RefSeq lists its product as uncharacterized. Bases 150 to 1802 code for a protein of 550 amino acids. The transcript is spliced from 5 exons. The record is from RefSeq and is a predicted model, not a curated record. Lineage: Eukaryota; Fungi; Ascomycota; Leotiomycetes; Helotiales; Hyaloscyphaceae.
CAGUUCCCAAUGGUCCAGGACUUUACCCAGGAAUGGCCCUUUAUUGGUGAUGCUCCUGACGAUAUGGGGUGGUUGAACGAGCCGGUUGCGGAGUGACUAGUUUAUCUACUAUACGAAUAUUCUAUACCCUCAAAUUCUUACCUCUCAAAAUGGCACCACCGUUUCUCAAAACCUGCCCCAAUACUGCACGCCCCGCGGCCGAACGCUGGCAUGGCAAUAUCCAAUAUUGCGAGUUCUGUCGAUCUACCAACGACGAAUAUGAUGCAGAGGCCGCCGCUUUACUUGCCCAGAGCAGCAAUGCCAGUGGACUUGAACCUCAUGGCUCUGGAAUUCCGUCCGCAUCUGCCCCCCUCUUUGUACCUGGGACACUUCAGAUCCCUAGCUCUUCUCAGCAUCCUCAUCCCGCAUCUUUUCUUCCAGGAAUGUCUACUGCACCUGUUCCUCCAGUUGCUGUCGCUAUACAGCCGCCAGGUGCUAGUUCUGCUCCACCCCAGGCUCCUCCUGCUCCAAUGGCCCCACAACUACUCCCUUCCGUAUUCCCUUUUGCUGCGAGCCAUGUUGCUCGACCUAACCACUCUUCCAGUAGUACUUAUGCUGCUGCACAAGCUCAACGGGCUGCAAAUGCGAGAGUUGCUCAGGCCGCUGCCCAGGCCGUAGCUCCUCAUGCCGGUAAUAGGCUACCUGGAGCCCUUCAAGGUCUCAUGAAUCAAAAUGUGGCCGGAUCUAGUCUUAUGGAAUCACAGACCGUGGUUUUACAGCUAGUUCUCCGCAAGUGGGCAUUUGAUGAUAUGAAGAAUUGGAGAGCUGAGCAAAGAACCAUCCAACUUUCUGAAGAAGUCGGUGGUGGCUUUCGAUUUGAAAUAAAUAAUCGAGUCUUUUCUACCCUUUCCGAUGUAGUUUCUCAGCAGCUACUCCCUCACUUCUCUCUCCGCAUUGGCGGACCUACCCGCCAUCGUCAAUUUAUUGACAAUGCGAAUGAACUGGUGUUCUGUUCUAUUCAAACUGUCUUUGACCUUUCCCGCUGCGGCAUGUAUCUGGGCCCUAAGGGCGUCUGGAUGAUUUUCCUUGUUUUGUACCAGGAUGAGACUCUAUACGAAGAUAUCCGUCUUGAAAUUGCUCGUGAAGAGCUGGAAAAUGCUCAGAAGGAGACUCUAUACGAAGAUCUCCGUCUUGAAGUUGCUCGUGAAGAGCUGGAAAAUGCUCAGAAGGCGCAGCAACUUGAGGAGAUCAAACAACAGAUUGAGGAGGCCCAGAGAGCCCAGGAGAGCAUUGCCCGCCAGCGCAGGCGUGAGACUUUGAGAGCAAGGAGGGAUCUGAUAAACCGGUGGGCAAAUGAAGGCGAUUCUUCUCCACUUGCCGACCUCUGGGAGCCGCAAGAUAAUGCGGAAAGUGCUGCUGAAAGUGCUGCCGAAGCUAAUCCCAAUGGCAACGAUGACAAUAAUAGCAGUGGGCUAUCAGAUCCUCCUUCAAUUUUACCAUCCUCUCCUCCAGCAGAGGGGACUAUGGUUGAUCUCAUGGACCGUGUAAGCAUUACUCCGCAGCAACGGGCACGUCAGAGGUAUGAAUAUGCUACCCCUCUUCCUCAUCAGAUACAGAGAAUUAACGGGCAUAAUGUCUUUAGCUUUGCGGGUGAAACCCAAGGCACCCGGGCCACUGCCAGCACUCCGCCUGUUGCCCCGGACGGAAGUCCAACUAUCAUCGUUGAACUCCCCAGGCCAAUUGACCUUACUUCUCCUGAGCGAACCCAUCGUACAAGGUCCGAUAAAUUACGCAUGAAUGUCCGCCGAGGUCAAGGUAGUUGAGAAAAAAUGGGCCUGAUAUCCAAUGUGCUUUUUCCUAUGUCUUGCAAUUAGCUUAGUGCUGUUUUGGGUCUUAUUUCCUUGCGGAUAUGUAUGCACUUGGAAUUUAUGAUUGAUGCUUUAAAGCAAUGCUCUUUGAUUAGUUCUCAUGCAAUUUAAAAGUCAGGCUGCUAAAUUCAAUGCUUUUAUGAUACUCAAAUCCACCCAAGUUUACAAAGUCUUGCGAUUAUUAGGGCCUUUAUAAUCCUUUGCCUUUUGAGUUUAAUGCCCAAACAGCA